Wyeomyia smithii (pitcher-plant mosquito) is the source of this 5388-nucleotide messenger RNA. RefSeq names its product phospholipid-transporting ATPase ABCA1-like. Bases 218 to 5239 code for a protein of 1673 amino acids. Lineage: Eukaryota; Metazoa; Arthropoda; Insecta; Diptera; Culicidae. The record is from RefSeq and is a predicted model, not a curated record. The transcript is spliced from 9 exons. Gene Ontology annotation, molecular function: ATP binding; lipid carrier activity; ATP hydrolysis activity. Gene Ontology annotation, biological process: lipid transport; transmembrane transport. Gene Ontology annotation, cellular component: membrane; intracellular membrane-bounded organelle.
AUCGCGCUGGGCACAGACGCUGCACUUUAUUUGCUCGAGUUAGGAAUUUUUCAAUCAAGUUCAAUUCUCGAGAAAAAGUUGGAAAAAUAUGCAGUUCGAUGUUAUUUUACGAAACAUUGUGUGAACUAACAGCUAAGUACCAACGGUUAACUCGACCGAACCUUAGCUAUUUCUGCGAUUUUCGUGAUAUUAGAUAUUAAGGUAGGUGUGCCUGAGGAUGGUAGCUAUCACCGCUCAGGGGGUGGCCAGCUCUAACGUUCUACCGCAAGCGGAAGGAACAUCGGAUGGGGCAAAAUUUUCUCUCCUUUUGUGGAAAAAUUUUCUGCUUCACUGGCGAAGUAAACUAGCGACCUUGGUAGAGAUUCUCAUCCCACCGUUUUUCAUGCUGCUCCUAGUCGGACUACGGAGUUUAACCGAAGUACAAACUAACAAUUAUGAAUCGAUCUACGAACCGUUAGAUAUAACCAAUUUUACCGGAAUAAAGGAUAACUUGGCGGUUCCAUUUGCACCGAUCAUUGCCUUCUCGCCUGAUACCGAUUUUUUGUACGAGUUGAUGAAACCGGUAGGUAACCGGACGGAGAUGGAAGUGAAAGGUCUACCGAAUUGGCAAGAGCUGGAGUACUACCUAAUGGCUUCAAAUGCCUUCGUCGGGGUACAAUUUGAUGACCGCUAUCGUAAACUUACCACGUUACCCAUAGUCCUGAACUACACCCUGCGUUUCCCUGGCGAACUUCGGGCACAAUUCGGGAUUAUGCAUACGUGGAGAACGAAUUCACGCUUCGCCUCCAGGCCGGACGGUGGUGCACGGUUCUACCGGUACGACGAUGGAGGGCCGAGUCCCGGAUAUUUUCGAGAAGGAUUUCUCAGCAUACAGCAUUUCAUUUUUCAAGCGUAUUUGGAAAUAGUUAGAGAUCUACAAGAUGAAGUGGUUCCUGAUGUUGUUGUGCAACGGUUUCCGUAUCCACCGUUUCUGGAGGAUAACUUCCCGUCCAGCUUAACAACGUUCUUACCAAUAUCGGUGAUGCUGGCAUUCAUCUACCCGUGUAUCAGUAUCGUGAAAUCUGUUCUGUUUGAAAAAGAAAAGCAAAUCAAAGAAGCAAUGAAGAUCAUGGGACUGAAAAACUGGAUUCUAUGGAGUUCGUGGUUUGUGAAGUGUUUACUUUUUGUAACAAUUUCUGUGUCAAUAGUGGUUUUGUUUCUCAAAGUGCCAUGGUACAGAACACCAAAUGUUUCCGUUCUAACCCACUCGGACUGGGGUGUGAUAUGGUUGUUCUUCUUCAUCUACGGCAUCGCCAUCAUCACGUUCUCGUUUAUGUUGAGCACAUUUUUCUCCAAAGCGAACUCUGGAGGAGCGGUGGCAGCCGUCAUUUGGUUCUUGGCAUUUGCACCGUACACAGUGAUGGAUCAAGACUACAGCCGGUUGACUGCAGCGGAUAAGUUGGCAGCAUCUCUGCUUCUGAACUCUGGUAUAGGGUUCGGCCUUCGACUGAUUGCGGUUUAUGAAGGUCUUAUGGUCGGUAUGCAGUGGUCCAGUUUAUUUCACGACAGUGAAAUAGACAAUAUAAAUCUAGGAUCGAUAAUGCUUAUGCUGCUAGCAAACUCCGUUAUCUAUAUGCUGAUAGCCCUCUACGUUGAAAAGGUAUUUCCGGGUGAUUUCGGGCUAGCAGAACCGUGGUACUUUCCGUUCAGUCGGCGAUAUUGGUGCGGGGACAUUCCACCGAAAGAAUCAGCAAACAGCGACCCUCUUCCACCGAAUGGCAACAUCGAACCGGAACCGAAAGGUCGCGCCGCUCGCAUCGAAAUAAGAGGACUCCGCAAGGUGUAUUCCAACAAAAAGGUAGCCGUCGAGGGUUUAAGUUUCAACAUGUUCGAAGGUCAAAUAACGGCACUGCUAGGACAUAACGGUGCCGGCAAGACCACUACCAUGUCAAUGCUGACAGGCAUGAUACGACCAUCGUCCGGAACUGCGAUCGUGUGGGGCCACGACAUCCGGUAUGACAUGAAAAGGAUAAGGAAUUCGUUGGGUUACUGCCCGCAGCACAACAUCCUGUUCGACAGGUUGACCGUUAAAGAGCAUCUGUAUUUUUACGGUAGACUAAAAGGAUUGUCGAAAAUUCAAGUGCAGAGUGAGAUAGAUAGGUACAUAAAAUGCUUGGAAUUAGUGGACAAAACCGACGUGAGAGCUUCCAGUUUGUCUGGAGGUAUGAAGAGGAAGUUGUGCGUGGGUAUCGCGUUGUGUGCAGGUUCGAAGGUGGUUCUGUGUGACGAACCCACCUCCGGUAUGGAUCCGGCAGCUCGGCGUGCGCUGUGGGAUUUGUUGAUCGCGGAGAAAAGUCGCCGUACCAUGAUAUUGUCUACGCAUUUCAUGGACGAGGCAGACAUGCUCGGAGAUCGAAUAGCCAUAAUGGCAGAUGGCAAGCUCAGAGCCGUCGGAUCGUCAUUCUUCCUAAAAAAGAGGUUCGGUGUAGGUUAUCGGUUGAUUUGUGUUAAGUCGCAAGAAUGUGACGUAGGUGAGGUAACGGAACUUCUACGUAAAUACAUUCCGGGUCUGAUAGUUGAGUCUAGCAUUGGGACAGAACUAUCGUAUCUGUUGGAGGAAGAAAAUUCCACGCACUUCCAACCAAUGCUGGAAGACUUGGAAAGCAAUGUAAAACGUCUAAACAUCUUAGACUUUGGAAUAUCUCUCACAACACUGGAGGAAGUUUUUAUGAAAGUCGGAUCCGACUCGGUAACCCUCAGUGACGCUGAAAGUGUAAGUAGCAUUGCUACCGCCUCUACCGAUCUCGAGUCGAACUCAAGUAUUCAAGACUACAACCUCCUCGAAGGAUUUCAACUAUUUGUUUGUCAAAUGAAGGCGCUGUUUUUGAAAAAAGUGUAUCAAACAUAUCGGAAUUGGUUCCUGUUUAUCAUUCAAAUCGUAAUUCCCAUGCUCUUCGUCGCAGUAACAAUCGCCGUUGUACGUGCCUGGGUCGGCUCCAGAGAUAUGCCCUCACGGUUGUUGUCCAUUAUGAGCCAUAAUCCAUCGGUAACUGUCGUUCAAACAGAUCCCGACGGUGGAAGUGAACUGUCACAAAACAUUCUUAGCAGCUUCUUGUACCACUUCGAAUUCACGCAAGGUCUGAUUGUCGACCUGGUGUACGAUUACAUUGUCAGAGUCUUCCUGAACCACGCUGAGCGCGACCUAAUCGAGGUCAACAGACACUUUGUCAUUGGUGCUACCAUCCUUGAUGAAAAUUGUACCGCUUGGUUCAACAAUGAAGCCCUGCACUCUCCGGCGAUCUCACUGAGUGUCAUGCACAAUGCGCUGUUGCGCACUUUCACCCAAGCGAAUAUCUUCCGCAUAGACGUAACGAACCAUCCGCUUCCCUACACUGACGAAACCAGGCUCCAAAUGAGUCGAGCGCACAACAAUCUUGGUUUUCAGUUAGCAUACAACACCGGCUUCGGAAUGUCAUUCGUGUCGGGAUUUUACGUAAUAUUCUACAUCCGCGAGCGUGUCACCAAAGCCAAACUGCUCCAGAUGGUCUGCGGAGUGAACCGUUUCUUCUACUGGUUGACCGGCUUCCUGUGGGAUUACUUCACCUACACGAUCGUGUGUCUGUUCAUCAUUGCCACUAUCGCCGUGUUCCAGGAGCCGGGAUUCAGCACCGGAGCGGAGCUGUUUCGAAUGUAUUCCAUAUUUCUGUUUAUUGGUCUCCCGGCACUUCCGCUGGCCUACAUCACGACACUGUACUAUUCCGUGCCACCAGCAGCUUUCAUACGUGUUAGUGUCGCGUUUAUCGUUACAGGAACGGCGCUGUUUAUUUUCGUAUUUCUCCUGGGGACCGACAUGUUUGAGCUAGUUGACCUUUCGGAAACUCUUUCGUCGGUAUUUCUAAUAUUCCCACACUUUGCACUGUGCGACGCCAUCGUCAGCUUAAGCCGGAUGUCGGUUACGAUUAACAUGUGCGAAUCGGAGCGACCACCGGGUGUAACUCCGUUACCAAUCUGCAACGAAGAUCUGCAUUACUUUCAAUGGGAUCGGCCCGGAAUCGGAAGGCAUCUCUACUACAGUUUGGUUAUGACGGUGGUUUAUUUUGGUCUGCUAUUUUUGCUGGAUUUCAAGGUUUUAAAAGUUCUGGUACAAAAAGCUCGUGAAUGGUACUACCGGGGGCAGCAUAAGCUGCAAACUAACUGCAAUGAGAUCGACUCCGAUGUUCAAGCAGAGAAACAACGGGUCGAAAGAAUGACGGAAACCGAAAGAAGCGAAACAAAUCUGGUAGCCCACCAGAUGACCAAAUAUUAUAACCGCUUCCUGGCGGUCAACCAACUGAGCGUUGGUAUCAAAAGCUACGAAUGCUUCGGCCUGCUCGGUGCAAACGGAGCAGGAAAGACCACCACGUUCAAGAUGCUAUCGGGCGACGAAACGAUUUCCUUUGGUAACGCUUGGAUCAAGGGUAACAGCCUGAAGAGCCACCUGAAAAAGGUCCACAAACACAUCGGCUACUGUCCGCAGUUUGAUGCACUGAUAGAUGACCUCACGGGACGCGAAACGUUAAAGCUGUUCUCGUUGUUGCGGGGGGUGCCGGGAGAUAAAAUCCCUGAGAUAAGCAACUUUCUGGCAAGAGAGUUCGGCUUCGCGAGACACCUGGACAAGCAGGUGAAAGCCUACAGUGGGGGCAACAAGCGAAAGUUGAGCACGGCAUUGGCCCUGUUAGGAAAUCCGUCGGUGGUGUACUUGGAUGAGCCCACCUCGGGCAUGGAUCCCGGGGCGAAGCGGAAUCUGUGGAACGGGGUUUGCCGCGUUCGAGACAGUGGGAAAACAAUCGUGCUAACUUCGCACAGUAUGGAAGAAUGCGAGGCACUGUGCACGCGGUUGGCCAUUAUGGUGAACGGGGAGUUCAAGUGCAUCGGGUCGACUCAGCAUUUGAAAAACAAGUUUUCACAAGGCUUCGUACUGAUUAUCAAAGCAGCAAAGGUUGAUUCUAACGAAAAAGUCCGAGAAGCGGAAGAAUCGGUUGCUCCGGACCUGCAGAGAAUAAAAGAUUUCAUCAGCACUCAGUUUCCGGACUCGGAAUUAAAGGAAGAAUACCAGGACCUGCUGACAUACUACAUUCGGUCACAACAUUUGAAAUGGUCGCAAAUAUUUGGCAUAAUGGAAGGCUGCAAACGUACCCUCAAUGUGGAGGAUUACUCCAUUGGCCAAACUAGUCUCGAACAAGUGUUUCUCUCAUUCACCAAAUUCCAGCGUGAGGUUUGAAUAACUCGAAUACUGUACGCAAUAGCACUAGAAUAGGAUUUAUAGUAUUUAUUUUAUAAAAAAACUAGUAUUUAAUCAUUAAGGUAAUUAGAAUAGGAAAAUUAUACUAUUUGGACUUUAAAGCAAUCGAAUAAAUUUGAAACUGUCAA